Molecule: messenger RNA, 756 nt
Organism: Ipomoea triloba (trilobed morning glory)
Lineage: Eukaryota; Viridiplantae; Streptophyta; Magnoliopsida; Solanales; Convolvulaceae
Product: 40S ribosomal protein S17-like
Exons: 1
Coding region: 99-536 (145 amino acids)
Biological process (GO): translation
Cellular component (GO): ribosome
Molecular function (GO): structural constituent of ribosome
Source: RefSeq, a predicted model, not a curated record
UCUCCAUUGUCGAAACCCUAGUAUCCUCCCUCCAUUCAUCUUCCAUCAGCAGAAGCGUUACCUGCAGAGCUCUCCCUCUCCCACCACCAGCAACCACCAUGGGUCGCGUACGUACCAAGACGGUGAAGAAGUCCUCUCGCCAGGUCAUCGAGCGCUACUACUCGCGCUUGACUCUGGACUUCCACACCAACAAGAAGGUUCUGGAAGAGGUAGCCAUCAUCCCCUCGAAGCGCCUCCGCAACAAGAUCGCCGGCUUCUCCACCCACCUGAUGAAGCGGAUCCAGAAGGGGCCCGUCAGGGGCAUCUCGCUCAAGCUCCAGGAGGAGGAGAGAGAGCGCCGCAUGGAUUUCGUCCCCGACGAGUCUGCUAUCAAGACUGACCGCAUUGAGGUCGACAAGGAGACUAUUGACUUGCUUGCUUCCUUGGGAAUGAGUGAACUCCCCGGCGUUGUCCUCAAGGAGGAGGAGACCGUCGGAAUUGCCCCCGCCCCUGCUUACGGCGGCGGGCGUGGUGGCUUUGGUGGAAGGCGGUACUAAAACAUCUCUCUAUUGGGUUUCAAUACUAUUUAGUAUAAUGUAGACCAAGUGUUCUUCUAUCUAAGUGGUUUGUUUUCUAGUACUUGUGGAAAGACUUGUGGUUUUUAUGUUUUAUUACCCAUGUUUGAUCUAUGGUUUAUCAAUUACAAAGAUGUUCAAGAUUUUGUUGUUAUGUUUUAUUUGCCGGAGAUGAUUAUGCUAUCUGUCUGCUUUGAUAUUA